This is a messenger RNA of Theobroma cacao (cacao), 1702 nucleotides long. The record is from RefSeq and is a predicted model, not a curated record. Lineage: Eukaryota; Viridiplantae; Streptophyta; Magnoliopsida; Malvales; Malvaceae.
UCCAACUCCAUUUCAGUUUCCUGAGAGAGCGCAAUGGAGGCCAUAGUACUGUAUCCAUCCCCAGGAAUGGGUCAUCUGAUAUCCAUGGUGGAGGUAGGCAAGCUACUUCUAACCCACCAUCCAUCCUUCACCAUCAUCAUCCUCAUCACCACCCCGCCAUUUAACGCAGGCUCCACUGCUUCAUAUAUUGCAGCUGUCUCCGCCACCACAACUUCCAUUUCCUUCCACCAACUCCCCAUCAUCUCUUUAGACCCCGCUGCUUACGACUCCGUCGAAGCCCUCAUGCGCGACCUCAUCCACCUCAACAACGUCCAUGCCGACGCCUCCCUGACUGCAAUCUCCCUCACUUCAACCGUUCACUCCCUCAUCAUCGACCUCUUCUGCUAUCCGGCUCUCGAAAUCGCCGCCAAACUCAACAUCCCAGCCUACUAUUUCUUCACUUCAGGUGCAAGUUGCCUCGCUCUUUACCUUCACAUGCCUAGUAUUCACCGAAACACAACAGAGAACUUCAAAAAUCUCAACACUCUUUUUCACCUUCCCUGCUUGCCUCCCAUCCCUUUAAACCAUUUACCAGAGCCAAUGCUUAUAAGGGACACCACGGUAUACGAUUUCUUGAUAAACUGCACCACCCAUUUGGCAAAAUCAGCUGGAAUUAUUAUCAACACAUUCGAAACACUUGAGCCCAAGGCCGUCAAAGCGUUAUCUAAAGGUUUUUCAAUUCCAGACGGUCCAAAUCAAACGCCCCCUGUUUUCUGUAUUGGACCGUUGAUUGAUACAAAUAAAGGAAGAAGUAAAGGAAAUGGUGAUGAUGAUGAUGAUAAAGGAAUCGAGUGCUUGAAGUGGCUUGACUCGCAACCGAGUCAAAGCGUUGUGUUCUUGUGUUUUGGUAGCAUGGGGUUGUUCUCCAAGAAACAAUUGAUGGAAAUAGCUGUUGGCUUAGAGAAAAGCGGCCAAAGGUUCUUGUGGGUGGUGCGUAAUCCACCUUCUAUUAACAAAAACCAGGGUUUUACGGCAGGACCGGACCCAGCUUUAGAUUCUUUACUUCCGGAGGGUUUCUUGGAUCGUACGAGUGACAGAGGGCUCGUAGUCAAGGCAUGGGCACCACAGGUGGAGGUGCUGAAUCAUGACUCGGUAGGCGGGUUCCUGACUCACUGCGGGUGGAACUCGGUGCUGGAAUCGAUUUGCGCGGGUGUGCCAAUGGUUGCGUGGCCACUUUAUGCGGAACAAAAGUUCAAUAAAAUACUGUUAGUAGAGGAAUUGAAGCUGGCUAUGCCUGUUAACGAGUCAGAGAGCGGGUUUGUUAGCGCGGAGGAGGUAGAGAAGCGGGUCAGAGAGUUGAUGGAAUCGAAGGAAGGCAACUCGCUCAGGAAUCGUACAAUGGCAAAGCGGAAAGAGGCAGUAGCAGCACUGCGCGAGGGUGGGCCAUCUCGUGCUGCAUUAGCCCAAUUACUCAAGUGCUGGGCUUGAGAAGCGCCGCAACACACUGCUGAGUGAAAAGAACUUCGACACGAAAAAAGGUAAAAUAAGAAGUGUUUUGCUUUAUUUUUUGAGUAAGGUUUGUUGUGGAAUUGAAUACUAUUUCUUUCUUCUUUAUUUUCUUUGCCAAUUUGGGGACGAAAUUGAAUAUGUCAGUGGUAUUUGUAAUCUUUCAGUUUUAUCUCUUAAAUUGAAUAUGUCGAAGCAAUGGUCAUGGGCUUCUUAU